Babesia bovis T2Bo is the source of this 912-nucleotide messenger RNA. Its product is annotated as putative Prohibitin-4 mitochondrial. The record is from RefSeq and is a predicted model, not a curated record. Lineage: Eukaryota; Apicomplexa; Aconoidasida; Piroplasmida; Babesiidae. Gene Ontology annotation, cellular component: membrane; mitochondrion. The transcript has a single exon. Bases 51 to 872 code for a protein of 273 amino acids. Gene Ontology annotation, biological process: mitochondrion organization.
GGCCGAUAGACCUAGCAAUAGCCAUUAAUUUUAUCGUUAUUUUAUAUAAAAUGGAGAAGUUAGUUAGAAGGCUGGGCAAGCUAUCGGUUCUUGCGGGAUCUGUCGCGCUGGUACCAAGUACCUGUCUUGUUGAUGUUGACGGCGGCCAGCGCGUAGUCAUGUUUAAUCGGUUUGCCGGCGGUGUAAGCGAGAAGACACUGGGUGAAGGUAGCCAUUUCUAUCUCCCGUGGUUCCAGAUGCCACACAUCUACGAUAUCAGGACUAAGCCUAAGGUUAUCAAUACAACCACGGGUACCAGGGAUCUACAGAUGGUAUCCAUCAGUCUGAGGCUUCUAUACAGGCCAAUUACCGAGAACUUGCCCCGUAUACACCAGAAACUGGGUCCGGACUAUGACGAACGUGUGCUUCCAUCCAUUAGCAACGAGGUUCUAAAGGCAGUUGUAGCCAGGUACAACGCUGAGUCUCUGCUGACACAAAGGGAUCAGGUGUCCUCCGAUAUCCGCAUGGCCAUUACAGCUCGUGCCAAGCAGUUCGAUAUCAAAUUGGAUGACGUUGCCAUAACUCACCUGAGUUACGGUAAAGAUUUCAGCAAGGCCAUUGAGCAGAAGCAAGUAGCUCAACAGGAGUCCGAGCGCGUGAAGUUCAUUGUACAGAAAAGUGAGCAGGAGAAAAUCGCCGCCAUUGUAAAGGCUGAGGGUGAAGCUGAGGCUGCCAACCUUAUAUCGCGGGCCAUUCAGGAACACGGCACUGGUAUGUUAGAGAUACGGAAGCUGGAGGCCGCUAAGGAAAUUGCGGAAACACUGGCAUCCUCCAAAAACAUCGCCUACGUGCCAAAUACCACAAAUAUCUUACUUAACGCCUCAAACAUGUAAUUGGCAUCUAUCAAAUGUUACUAUUGUCUAUGCUAGGGUC